UAUGUUUAAACAUUCUGUUAAAGUUCCUCGUUUGUAUAAAAUUGCUGCAAAAGUUGCAAAAAAUGUAAAAGAAGGUGCAGGCAGUAUAAAACAAUUGGUGUAUGAAAAUCGAUCUAAACAUCCCAAUAUUAAAGCUAUUUAUGCUUUAGUAGCCACUUUAUUUCAAAGGGAUGAUGAAAUAGAAAAUCUGUUAAAGAGAUCUCAACUUUUAAUUAAAGAGCCUCGGUCUGAUCCUUUUCUAACUAAAAUUCUAGUUGUAGAAUUAUUAUGGGGUAAAAAAUCUUUACCUGGCAAUAGUAAGCCGGAGAAAACUGUGUUAGCCUAUGAACAAAUUUUUAAGGCUCAUAUAAGUGACAUUCCUACAGUUUUCGAAAAGAGCGACCCAGACAAUAAAGAGGACUCCAAACCACGCUAUGUCAGGGUUAACACAUUGUACAUGAGCUUAAAUGAAGCAGUAGAUGGUUUUAGAGAUGAGGGCUGGGCUCUGAGUAAAUUUAUGGACAAAACCGAUUACAGGGGUUUUCUAGACAAGAUCACAUCGUUAGGCGAUGAGGAGUUUUUGAUCGAUAUCCAUAUUCCCAAUUUAUUAAUUUUUCCACCGAAAACCCAGUUUUACAACCAUCCAGCAUAUAAAAAUGGAUCUAUUGUUUUACAAGACAAGGCCAGUUGUCUUCCGGUUCACAUUUUGGACCCACCACCGGGUAGCAUCGUCCUGGAUAUGUGUUCUGCCCCGGGUAUGAAAACUACGCAAGUAGCAGCGGCAAUGAAUAACAAAGGCAAGGUCUACGCCGUCGAAAGAGAUCCCAGACGUUUCGAGACAUUAAAUAGAAUAGUCCAAACGUCGGGAGCUACUUGUAUAACAACUGUAAACAAAGACGUUUUGACUUGUACCGAAAAAGACUUUCCUGAUGUUCAGUACAUACUUGUGGAUCCAAGUUGCUCUGGUUCAGGUAUAACCGACCGAUUUGGAUUUGAACAGACCAAAAGCAACCAAAGGAUAGAAAAACUGGCUGGAUUUCAAAUAAAAAUUCUCCGAAAUGCCUUAACGCGUUAUCCAAACGCCAAACGGGUCGUUUAUUCCACUUGCUCAGUAUUUCCAGAAGAAAACGAAGACGUGGUUCGUCAGGUGUUAGAAACAAAUUCGGCGUACAAACUAGUGCCGGCCACAAAAUUUGUAAAUAACACCUGGAAGAAUUUUGGCUCUGCCGAAUAUGGAGACAUUGGCAGUUACUGUUUGUACGCAAAGACGAAUGAAGAUUUCACUAAUGGUUUCUUCGUAGCUGUCUUUGAAAAGCUAGAGGAAGGUGAGGAGAAUCAAUUUUUUAAUACGAAGAUUUAUAAUUUUAAGAAACAUGUGCAAAAUCAAGAGAAAAGAAAACGUCGGCAACAACAAUUUGCGGAAAAUAAAGAUAAUUUUGAGGAUAAUAUAGAAAGAACGGAUUGUGACCAACUGUUUGGAAAUGAUAAUAAAUACAAUGCGGUAGAAAAUGUUUCCAAUAACAUUAAAGAGGAAUCAAGUGAAAUUUUUGAGAAUAUCAGCUGUGCAAAGAAGAAAAAGAAAAAGAAAAAGAAGAAUAAUAGUACUAAUGAGGAUAUGGCUAAUAAUUGUUCCGAACCUGAAACAAAUGAUACCAAAAAAGCAAAUAAAAGCAAAACUCAUGUUUCUAACAAACAUUUUGAAAUCGUUAUAAAAGAGGAUAUGGUACAAGAUACAGAAUUUAUAAAAGAAGAAGUUUCUGAGUCUGGAAAGAGUAAGAAAAAGAAGAAGAAGAAACACAUCGAAGAUAUUUCCGAAAGUGUUGGAAGUGAUGAUAUUAUCUCUAUUUCCAAAGUUGAACAAGACGUUAAGAAAAAAAAGAAGAGAAACAUACAUACUGAUGAAAAUAACUCAAUAGAAACAGAUGACAAUGACAAAAAGAGUUCUAAGUACCCGACGAAUGACGACGGUUGUCAAAUCAAAACUAAACAUGUAAAAAUCAAAAAAGAAAAAAAUGAAUAAUGAUGAAUAGGUAUAGUAAAACCCUUAAAUACUGACCACAAAAAAUUAUUGUAAGAAUUUCCGUUACAUGGAGGAUGCCGUUAUUGAGAGAGAAAAAUAAAUAAAAAAAUAUAACUUUUCUGUUUUCUUUAUUAAAUGAAAACCUGAGCUUCACAUUUUGCUAAAAUUUUAACAAUAGGAAACUAUGAGCAUCCCUUAGUUUUGCAUACACUUCGCCAUAUCUGUAAUAUCUCAUGUUCCAGAUUCUUCUACAUCAUUUUCACUGUUUGAAUCAAAAUGACAUCAUUUAAUUUACUAAUCAUUUCUUGAACACCAAAACUAGGAUUUUUGUCAAAACAUUGCAAUCAAUAGCAGCAUAAUUUUCUAGGCUUAUUAUACAUACCUACAUGUAAUACAGGAGAAAGUUAAGCCGGUUUGCCACAUGGGAAAAACACUUUUUAAGUUAGUGAUCUUGGCAUCAUCAGUCAAAGGUUAUUUUUAUGGAAAUAGUCUUGCUAACCAAAAAAUCUCACACUGAAAAAAGCAGACAAAUACAAAAACACCACUUUAUAUCGUGAAAUUGUUAACUUUUCGAAAAUCUGUCUGUUUCGUCUUCUGAACUUUUUUGACUUUUCGUUUUAGUUACUUUGACAGUUUUUUUGUUUGCUUAUGUCUUAUAUCUAGAGAUAUAAUAUGCUGUUUAUUAUAUUAUUAGGUUCAUGGAAUAAUUUGACCCACAUCUUUCACCAUCCAACAAAAUAAUCGCGGUCCCUUUUAAUUUCAAUCAAUUGUAAACCAAUUGGUCUUUCACCUAUCGUUCAAUUUUGGGAAUUUGUCUCUUUUGCUCUGCUUCUUCAAAUAACGUCUUUAAGUUGGAUUUUUUUCGUUAACUUGUCCUUCCAACACAAAAGGUAACUUUCUAGCUCUAAGCUUUUCACUUUCCAUAAUAUCAAUUUUGUCUUUAAAACACAAUUUUUGUUUGCUACAUGACUAUUGUAACAAAAGCACAGUUGAACAUAAACUCGACCUAGUCGACCUAGGAAAACUUCUCUACCGGUUAGGGUUUUGAAUAGUAAUGAGCUUUUUAUUACCCUAUACAGAGUGUUUAAGUACUUGUACAAAUAGUAAGGAGUGAAUCUUUGACUAAUUUUAAGAAA
Molecule: messenger RNA, 3135 nt
Organism: Anoplophora glabripennis (Asian longhorned beetle)
Lineage: Eukaryota; Metazoa; Arthropoda; Insecta; Coleoptera; Cerambycidae
Gene: Nsun5
Product: probable 28S rRNA (cytosine-C(5))-methyltransferase
Exons: 5
Coding region: 2-1999 (665 amino acids)
Biological process (GO): rRNA base methylation
Cellular component (GO): nucleolus
Molecular function (GO): methyltransferase activity
Source: RefSeq, a predicted model, not a curated record